Molecule: messenger RNA, 959 nt
Organism: Cajanus cajan (pigeon pea)
Lineage: Eukaryota; Viridiplantae; Streptophyta; Magnoliopsida; Fabales; Fabaceae
Gene: MYB21
Product: myb domain protein 21
Biological process (GO): regulation of DNA-templated transcription
Cellular component (GO): nucleus
Molecular function (GO): sequence-specific DNA binding; DNA-binding transcription factor activity
Source: RefSeq, a predicted model, not a curated record
AUUAAGUUAUCUUUCCCCUCUUCUCCUCCCACUUUUUCUUUCUUUCUUUCUCUCUCACACACACACAAAAAAUAAUGGAUAAAAAACAGUGCAACACAUCUCAAGAUCCUGAAGUGAGAAAAGGGCCAUGGACAAUGGAAGAAGACUUGAUCUUGAUCAACUAUAUUGCGAAUCAUGGGGAAGGUGUUUGGAACUCUUUGGCCAAAGCUGCUGGUCUUAAACGUACCGGAAAGAGUUGCCGACUCCGAUGGCUAAAUUACCUCCGUCCUGAUGUUAGAAGAGGGAAUAUUACACCCGAAGAACAACUUUUGAUCAUGGAGCUUCAUGCAAAGUGGGGAAACAGGUGGUCCAAAAUUGCCAAGCAUCUACCUGGAAGGACUGAUAAUGAGAUCAAAAACUACUGGAGGACCAGGAUCCAGAAGCACAUAAAGCAAGCUGAGAACUUUCAGCAACAGAGUAAUUCUGAGACAAAUGAUCACCAAGCUAGCACUAGCCAAGUUUCUACCAUGGCUGAGCCCAUUGAGACAUACUCUCCACCCUGUUACCAAGGAAUGUUAGAACCAUUUUCAACUCAGUUCCCAACAAUUCCUGAUCAAUCUAAUACCAAUGAGAACAACAACUAUUGGAGCAUGGAGGAUAUCUGGUCAAUGCAAUUACUGAACGGAGAUUAAAUACAUAACAAUAUAUAUUAUAAAGUUAAACCUAAGUGCUUAAGUUCCAUAAAGCUGGAUGGCUGAAAACAUAUUAUUAGGUUUGUUUAUAUAAGUAGUUGGAUGUUUGGUUUUGCGUACCAUCAUAUUUAAGAACUAAAUUAGUUAUGUGCUGUAAUAUAUACGAGCUCUUAUAUUAAACUGUAUCUGCAUGCUUUAUAUAAAAUGAGACGCUAUGUAGAUUAUAUAUAGAGACGAUAAGGUUGAGAACUUUCAAAACUAAUAUAUUUCUAGUGACAGCCUUGCUUA